Messenger RNA from Ceraceosorus guamensis, 1590 nucleotides. Its product is annotated as V-snare-domain-containing protein. The transcript has 4 exons. Gene Ontology annotation, cellular component: SNARE complex; endoplasmic reticulum membrane; late endosome membrane. Gene Ontology annotation, molecular function: SNAP receptor activity; SNARE binding. NCBI's taxonomy places the organism in Eukaryota, Fungi, Basidiomycota, Exobasidiomycetes, Ceraceosorales, Ceraceosoraceae. The coding region runs from base 205 to 1116 and encodes 303 amino acids. Gene Ontology annotation, biological process: vesicle fusion; endoplasmic reticulum to Golgi vesicle-mediated transport. The record is from RefSeq and is a predicted model, not a curated record.
AUCGAUGAGCAGCAACCUUCCAGCUGGCGCUUCACCAUCAACCCCCACGUCGACGUGUGAGUCAAAACAGUCACGAGCAGGCCUUCAAUCACGAAUAUCGAGCAGCGAGUAUCGCAUUCAGCGCGCAUCGUCUGGACGAGCCAAGGGUCGAACAGGAACAACGACUAGCUUAUUUCAGCAUCCUUGGGUCUUCAGGCGUGCAGGAUGAACUCGCUGUACAAUCUGGCACUGCGGCAAUCCGCUUCCGUCAACUCCGACCUGUCCAUCUUGGCAUCCAGCAACCCCGCCACCUCUUCAGCUCUGCAAGAAAAGAUCUCAUCCUCGCUCGCAGCGCUCAGCAGGACUGUAGACGAUUAUGAAGGUCUGGCGAGCAAGGAGCUGGUGCCCGCGAAGAGGGAGAAGGCUCUGCUCAGAGUGGCCAAGUUCAGAGAGGAGGAGAUGAAUGCCAGGCGGGAGUUGAUCAGAUUGAAGAGUGGACGUGCGGGUCAAGCCUCGACCACGUCUACCUCUACCUCAACACAAUAUGGUCAAGCCUCGACCUCAUCAGCCAACACCUCCAACACAGACUCAGGGCUUCACGCUCGUCCAGCUCAGUCGCCAUCGGCAGCCUAUGGCCAGAAUGGAUUCGGAGCUUCAGCGCACGACCCAUCUCGGUCCAACACUCCUAAUUACGGGGCAGGAUCCAGCAUGCCGUACGGGCAAUCUCCGUAUGGACAGUCGUACGGUGGAGGGCCCUCUGCCCACGCAGUGCCGAUGCACAACGAUCCGCUGGCUUCAUACAGAGCAGCAGCUCAAGCUCAGUACCAAGCUAACGGCGGCUCUUCGAGGGGCAGAGAAGACAUGGCGCUCCGAGAACAUUCAUUCAUUGGCAACGCGGAAGCACAGAUCGAUGCGCUGAUAGCUCAAGGGAGACAGACGUGGGGCAACUUGACGGAGCAGAGGGACGUGUUGAAGGGAACGCAGAAGCGAUUGAGGGACGCUGCGCUGACCAUGGGCCUCAGCAGAGACGUCAUCUCAUACAUCGAGCGACGAAGCACGCAAGACAACAUCAUCUUCGCUGUCGGUGCCCUCUUCACUCUGGUCGCGUUCUACUUUAUCCUGAAAUGGUUUGGCUGAUACUCCAUUGUUUGCAUGAAUCCGGCUUCUUGCUGGUGCUGCUGCUAGCGUCCCUUUCGCAUCCUACAUUUUUGCGUCACCCAGCCCCCUCUUUGAGCGACCCUUUGCAAGCAAGAUUCCUGUCCGCGAUGACGCACGCGAAGCUGAAUACCUCUUGAAAGUCAUGCUUCAUCACGUCAAGCCGCGCGCUUCAAGGGCACAGUCAUGGUGCGGACGAAACCUUGAGAAGCGAAGUAUUACCAUACUUGGUGCUGUGCCGUACUCGAUGACAUGGUGCAUUGCAAGGCUGUCCCGGAAGUGGUAUGAAUAGAUGGAACAAGGGCAUCACUGUGCAAGAAUAUGCACUACUAACCCCACGGGUUGUCCGUCUCCCAUGCUGAUGAGGAAGUAUUUCGCGAAGCGGGUUGCCGCACUUGCAAACCCUCAGGCAUGUAGUUGCUCGAAUCAUCGAUGGCUAGACGGUCGAAAGAUAGA